AUGAAUUCAAACAAAGAAUUUGGUCAUUUGGGUGAUGUAUCUUCUCAGAAGGAAAAACUACAACAAGUAGACAGUUCAAACAAAUCAAAAUUUGAUCAAUUAUCAGAUGAGGAGAAGUUAAAAUUAGGUAAAGGAGAAUAUGGGAAAUCCGAAGGUAAAACAGAGGGCAACCUAGGUAAAACAGAAGGUGAAACGAAGGGGAAUUUGGGUAAAUCAGAAGGUAAUUUAGGUAAAUCAGAAGGUAAUUUAGGUAAAGCUGAAGGUAAUACGUUAGGUAAAGUAGAAGGACAAUCAAAAGUUGAAGGACAAACUAAAAUAGAGACCAAUUCAGCUGGUAAAGUUGAAGGUAAUGCUGGUAAAGCUGAAGGUAAUUACGGAAAAGUUGAAGGUGAUAAAAAAUAA
Molecule: messenger RNA, 402 nt
Organism: Lodderomyces jiufengensis
Lineage: Eukaryota; Fungi; Ascomycota; Pichiomycetes; Serinales; Debaryomycetaceae
Exons: 1
Coding region: 1-402 (133 amino acids)
Source: RefSeq, a predicted model, not a curated record